Messenger RNA from Vanessa tameamea, 6799 nucleotides. RefSeq names its product innexin inx1 (gene ogre). Gene Ontology annotation, molecular function: gap junction channel activity. Bases 441 to 1529 code for a protein of 362 amino acids. The record is from RefSeq and is a predicted model, not a curated record. The transcript is spliced from 8 exons. NCBI's taxonomy places the organism in Eukaryota, Metazoa, Arthropoda, Insecta, Lepidoptera, Nymphalidae. Gene Ontology annotation, cellular component: gap junction; plasma membrane.
ACCGGUGCUCUGGCAUAGUAAUGUAUCUGUACUGUAUCUGUGGAAAAACAAAAUAAAUUGUCGUGUGUACGGAUCAGCCGUGUGUUAAAUCUAACAAUUUGUCUUUCGUUUUCUUUCGUUUUAUGUGUUAUAAUGAUAAAUAACACGAUAUUUUACUUUGAAAUUUUAUAAAGUCGUGUGAUAUUUUCGUAUUUAUGACUGACGAGAAAGUAUUAAUUUAAAUUUCGAAAUUCGAUAAGUUUAGUACAGGGAAAUAAACAUUGGCGAAAAGAGGUAAAAGCUGCCUAAAGCAUACUAAAGACAGUGUUUUGACGAAAGCUCAGACAAUAAACAAAUAUCGCAACGUCACAUUCCGCGAUAUCAAUUAGAGAAGACUGAUUUUUAUUAGAAUACGAACAUUCCUCGAAUGAUGUUAUAGAAACGAAUAGAAUUAAAUCAAAAUGUUCAAGUUACUCGGAGGUCUGAGCGUGUACUUCAAGUACCAGCCGGUGAAGACUGACAAUGCCGUGUUUAGACUGCACAAUGUGUUCACGACGGUGCUGCUGCUGACCUGCUCGGUGAUCAUCACGGCGACCCAAUAUGUCGGACAGCCGAUACAGUGCAUCGUUGGCGGGGGACUUCCAGCGAAUGUUGUGAACACUUUCUGCUGGAUUACUUCGACGUUUACUAUGCCGGAUGCCUUCGCGAGAGAGGCAGGCAAGGAGGUCGCACACCCGGGUGUUAUGAACGAGUAUGACAGCUCACAAGAGAAGAAGUACUACACGUAUUAUCAGUGGGUGUGCUUCGUGCUCUUCUUCCAGGCUAUAAUGUGUUACACACCCAAAUAUUUGUGGGACGCGUUCGAGGGUGGACUCCUGCGCACUAUCGUUAUGGGGUUGAACAUUGGCGUCUGUCAUGCCGAAGAGAAAGAGAAGAAGAAGGAAGUCAUCAUCAACUACCUCAUCAGACACGAAAGGACCCACAAACUCUACGCGUUAAGAUACUGGGGCUGUGAGUUGCUGUGCCUCAUCAACAUCGUCCUACAGUUGUGGAUGAUGGACGCCUUUUUCAACGGCGAGUUCUUCUCAUACGGUACUCGCGUUCUAGGAUACAGUGAGGUGCCGCAAGAAGAGAGAUACGAUCCAAUGAUCUACGUGUUUCCACGCGUCACAAAAUGCACCUUCCACAAGUAUGGUGCGUCCGGCACCAUUCAGACGCACGACUCACUCUGCAUCUUGCCUCUGAACAUCGUCAACGAGAAGACUUACAUAUUCCUCUGGUUUUGGUACAUCAUAUUGGCGAUCAUUCUCGUACUGCUCGUUAUAUACAGACUGAUAAUAAUCUUCGUGCCGACGGUGCGGCCGCGCCUGCUGCACGCGCGCGCGCGCACCAUCGCCAUGGAGGCGGCCGUGCUCGUGUCGCAGCGCACCGACGUGGGCGACUGGUGGCUGCUCUACAUGCUCGCGCGGAACAUGGACCCGCUCAUAUACAGGGAGCUAAUCUCGGAACUCAUUAAGCGAAUGGGGGAGAAGAGCGGAGCCCGCGCGUGACGACCACCUAAAUUUACCGCCAUCGCCAUCGUCGGCGACUGACAACGCCUCACAAGUUUGUAUAUAACGUUUAUUAUUCAAUAUCCAGCUUCAUCCGGAGUACUAGCUAUAUUUUGUUAUAAAGACACCACGAGCGAAGAGUUUAACAUUACACUUGGAUCAUUUAUGUAUAAAAUAAAACGUCCAACGUGCGAUAGUGCGUCGUUGGAUGAUUAUGUUAAAAAUAUAAACUUCCUUGUAAAAUGUUACUUAUAAGACUUCAAUAUAUUAAAAAAAAUAUCAUUUUAAAAUGUACCCGUCGGUGGUGUAUACGCUUAGUAGUUUAUGAGCCGAUGUGUAGCCGAUAAUUAAAAACACUAUGAACCAAAAUGUGAUCCACUUUCAAAUUAUUUCUUUAACACCCUACCGAACAGUCGUAGUGUUAUGAAAUGCAAUAAAAUAACUUUUAAAAGAUUUUUUACUUCAAUGUGACAAUACAAUAAAGUAUAAUUAGAAUGAUUCUUGAAUAAUUGACAUAAGCGUAACUGUUUUAAUACUAUUAUGUAAGGGAAUAGUGCCGUUUCGAUUUGUCAAAUCUGACAGAACUAGAAUACUUGCUAUCUCUUUUAAACACCAUCAGACAAGAAAGAGACGGCAAUUAUUUAGUCUUGUCAAAUUUGUUACCAUAUUGUGUAUCAUAAAAUCGUAAAUACAUAUUAUGAAAAUGUAUUAAUAUUGCAUGUAAAGUGAUACGACUUUUCGUUCGUAAUGUUUGAUUAUACUGUACGGUGAUUAAAGGUCAGUGCGAUUAAACAAACUUUAAAUUAAUAUAUGCGCUCGCGCAGAUGCUUAAGUCAAUUCUAAAUAAGUUCGUACAGACCACUGAUAUAAGCAAUGAGGUGCUAUCUCUAGAUAAAAAGUAAAAAUGUCUCACGGUGAAAUUAAUGUUUAAAUAAAAAAAAAAAAAGUUUACAUUCAAAAUUAUAACUUUAUAUCAGCCCUCUUCUAGACACGUUAUGUAGUUUCCAAAAAUAUUUUGUCUAGAGAUAAAACAUCAUUGCUUCUGCUGUCGUUACUAAAUUAAAGUGAAAGCAAUAUCUUGAAUAUAGAAGUAUUAAAUUCGAAUUAAAUGUUCCUAGCCAUUUUAAAAAUAGACGUUUCAAAUUCAGCCGAUGUAUUAUUUUAUAAUAAUAAAGAAUCUUAUUAAUCCUAUGUGCUAUCAGCGCGAUAUGAAAACUAAGGCCUUUGAUAUUAUUAGAUAUUAGUUAUAUAAAGUAGAACUUAAGAGAACAUAAGUUAACAUUCACUGCCAUUGUUAAAAUGUUUCCAAGUCGAAGAGUUAGUCUUAAGAUAUGUCUUAAAAUAUAUUAUCUUUUAAUAAAAUUAACUCAUGAUGAAAGAUGAUAAGGCUGUCAAAUACUGCAGAACUAAAACUGAUUAUUACUUGAACUGAAUUUGAACUAUGAAAAUGUACCGUACGCAUAAGAAUAUAAAAAAGCCGAGUGAUCUUAUCACUUCGCUUCGCUUCGAGGUGUGCAGUAGAUGAAUAAAAAAUGAUCAUAUAUCUGAUUUUCAUGCUAUCGUUACAUCGUGGGUUAAUUUUAUUAAUAGGGAAGCAUUCUUAAACCACGUAUAUCUUAUACCUCUCCACCAUUCAUACCUAAAGAGAUCUUAUUCCUUCCUCCCAAGUUAUACUACACAUUUUUUAAAUUAAGAACGCCUCGUUCUCUAGCCUUCCUAGAACCCCCAAGAGAGACCUCAUCCAUCCUCAUGCAGCCCAGUUUUCGCAGAUCACGUAGUUUACGAACGCUUCCCGAGUAUUGUAGAGAUGCUAGUUCGUACCAGAUUUUUGGUACACUAUAAAUCAUUUUUUAUACGAAACAAUAAAAAUAUGAUGAUUGAAUUGUAAAUAAAUAUUUCCAAUUACUCAUGGAUUCCAUGACACUUCUAAUAGCAGUUUUUUUUUAUGCGAUUUUUUUAUAAACUUAUAAAGUUGUGUGACUAAUUAGUAUUGUAUCUAAAAAAUACAGUUUUGAAUUACAAUGUGAUUAUUUUAAUUAAUCAAGCGUGAUUUUUAUUAAAUUUAUUUUAAAAGUUAUAUUUAAAUACGUUUACGUAUUGUCUAACUCUUUUAUUAUAGUGACUUUACCUAAUCUCUUUCUCUUUCACAAUAUUCAUACGUGUCAAAAGAGACAAAAACAAGUCGAUCUGUUUCUAUUCGAAUAUAAUAAUUGCAUGUCUUAAAUGAAGGUUGUAAUUAGAUUAACGUCUAUUAAAGUAUUUGUAUAUUUAAAGUUCGCAAAUUUUGAGGGACCUGAUAUUUUAUUCGAUUUUAUUUCCACGAGAUAAAUUAAAUAAUUAAAUAUUUGCAGUGUUGCCAUGUACGAUACCAACUACCAACGACUUGCAAUAAGGCCUCGAGAUAUAUUUAAAUGUUUAUGUGAUUUGGUGUUACAUAUUUAAUGUAACAAUCGUGUAUUGUUUUAUUUAAAAAUAAUGUCAUAGUAAGUAACAAAGGUUUGUUAAUUUUGACGUUAUAGUUAUGUGGUCGUGACGUAGACAAAGUGUGUUCGUUUAAAAAAAAAAUAUAUCUCAUAACAAGUAUGAGCUGUAUACGUUUGAGUCUUUUGAAACUAAAUUUCAACUUCUAUAGAUGUUUUAGUGAUAAUUAUACUAAAUAAUGUCUUUAGAAGUUCUAAUUUGAAUUGAAUUAAUGUUCGCAAAAUUUUUUGCCAUAAUGACGUGAAAUUAAUCAGCACAUAUAAGCCUCUUUAUUGGCUGGUGUUAUCAGUAAAUCGCGCCUUGCGUAGCCGUUGGUAAUAUAAUUUUUAAUUACUAUUAAUAAUAAUAGUAAUUAUGUAUGUAUGUAUUACUUAAGUAAUAUGAAUUAGAUCUGUAAAGUUUUCCGUUUGAUAUUCAAAGUUUAGUUCUCAGUACAAAAAAUGUACUGCGAAAUCUAUUUGAAUAUUUCUGUCCCGUUUCAUAAAAAGUUAAAACAGUAUAAAUAUUUUUUUAUCAAUUUAUCAAUAUAAAUUUAAUGUGUGAUGGUCAUAUUAUAUUCGUUUUUAAAAUGGGUGACCGCUAAGCGUUAUGUUAUUUCCAUAUAAUUUUUUUAGCGAAUUUGCCAGCGAAUAUUUGUAAAUACUGUUUUGCUUUUUUUUUGAAAUAGGAUCACUAGUAAAUCUCUUUCAAAAGUCUCGUAUCGUUUUUAAUAUUUUUUUAAGCCUACAAUAAGAAAUGUUUGUGAAUUAGAGAGACUUCAAUUUUUUUUUUUGUAAUAUAAAUAGCGAGUGCCAAUAACCCGUUUUUUGAAUAAGUUUUUUUAAAAAAGACAUUUAUAAUUAAGUUAGUUUUGUAACAUGUAUUCGUCUCUCAGAAUUAUUUUGUUCCGUAUUUGUUUAGAAAUAUUUUAACCACAUGUAUAACUUGUUUACUAUUUUACAAAAAUGUAAAAGUAAAGCACAAAAAUUACUGAAAUAAAAAAAAAUAUGUACGAAUGCACAUUUUCCCUGUAUUGACUUACAUUAGGUGUAGUGUUGCCAGAAAAAUGAACUGAAUGUAUAAAUGAUAGACUGCAAAACGCCUUUCUUGUGUACAAUGUGUUGGAGUGGCAGUGGGAUGACUGUAUGUACGAAGUGAUGACAUUAUUAAAUGUAUAUCGAUAUUUCGACAUUAAGAAGUAAAGACUAAGUAUUGAAUUGUAUUCAGAAAAUCAAUUUAUAAUUACUAUUUAAUAAACGCCAUCUAGUGUCAACAAUUUGAACUGUAAUUGAACGCGGUAUCCAGCGGUAUUCGUUUGAACUAGAUAUAUUGUAAUAAUCGCAACUAUCGGCCUGAUGCGUGUUCGUUUAUCAUAUUGUGCCUCUAAUUUAUAUGCUAAGGGGUUUUUUGAGAUAUUUUACAAAAUGUAAAGCCAAUUUUUAAGUGUUAAAUCUAUUGGAGUUGUUAAGUUUUUUCAUGUUGUCAUUUCUUAACGUGACGUAGCGAGAGAUUAUCUUAAGAAAAUUAUUAUAUUAGAAUGGCUUGUUUUUAAAAGUUGUUUAGCUGGUAUAAUCCAGCAGCCAGCACGAGUCGUGAUGGGCAGUAGUGGGGGCAAGUUCGCACAUGUACACUUAUGGCCAAAUUACAGCCGAUUGACAAGUGGUCGACCAAUAGGUGACAUGCAUCGACUGAUGGACCAAUCGCGUACAGACUCGUCGCCAUCGGCUGCUUCACUCCUCCAAAGAAUCCACUCAUGGCACUAAUAUAUGUAAUUAAGCACUCAUUUCAAGUAUUACAACGAAUACUAUUCAAUGUAAUACGAAUAUCAAACUAUUCGGCAAUUACGAAUAAUUCAACGAGCAACCAAUUUAGUAAUUUAAAAAAAGGUUUGACACAAAUGUUGUUGUGAGAAAGGUUUUGAAAAUGGAUGUGGAUGGAUAUAGAGGUAGGGGACGACCCAAGAAACCAUGGAUGGAUUGUGUGAAAGACGAUAUGGUUAGAAAGAAUGUUACUAGUGAGAUGACGUCCGACAGAGAAGUAUGGAAGAACAAGACAUGCUGCGCCGACCCCAAGUAAAAUUGGGAUAAGGGCAGGAGGAUGAUGGUUGCUGGUCGAGGUCUCCUUAUUUUUGAAAACAAGGGAAGCAAAUGUUAGGAGAUCGAAUAAUUGUUAAAGAUCAAAUGUCAAAUAAUAAUUCUACUAGAAACGUCGCUACGUCACACAUUUCAUCACAUUAUCGUUCAUUCAAACUUUAACGCAUGCCAUAAUCAAUACAUUUGUUUAAAUUCAAAUUUAACUAUUGAUCAUUAAUGUUACAGCUUGCGAUGCAGAAUCUGAUACGUAAAACUAAUCGCUUAAUAAUUUCGAAAAUUAUAUCGAUAAUAAUCGCAAUAUCGAUAUAUCGGUACAACGCGUUUCGAUCACUGGACACAGAUUAUAAAACAUCCAAUAAAUUUAGCGGCGUUCCGAUACGUCACAAACGAUUUUACGACUGAAUUUUUUUAUUGUUUCUUUAUUAACUACGAAUUUCAUUUGUGUCGGCUCAUUUUGUAAUUAGGAGUUAAGUUAGUUUUUAAAUGUCGCAUUUAUUUUAAUUAAGAUGUAAAUUUCUUUUUUUAGAAUGUUUUGAGUGUGAUUCGAAUGUGAUCGAACAUUCUCGAAUUUUUGACGUAUUUUAAAUAUACUAGAUGAUACUAGUGAAAUUUGUAAUACUUUAUUAUUUAUUACAGAGCUAUUAUAUGUUAAGUUACGAUAUAUUUAGCAUGUAAGGAUUUCGGUUGAAAGCAAAAUAUAUAAUUUUGAUUUUUUUA